Messenger RNA from Dibothriocephalus latus, 517 nucleotides. Lineage: Eukaryota; Metazoa; Platyhelminthes; Cestoda; Diphyllobothriidea; Diphyllobothriidae. The record is from the annotation of a GenBank genome assembly.
GGGUGGGUUGGAAUCCCCACUAACGGGUUCAACACCGAAUUUGGACAAGCUGAUUGCUCGUGGUCACUUUGCCGUCGCACUGCCACGGUCCAGGGAGAUGGAGUGCCUUACUGUGGGUGAUGUGAAAUCAUCAUCCGCGGCCAGUAGCGGUCAUUCGCGUGUGCCAAGCUCGCUCUCCCUAUCUUCUCUGGAUGAGUCGCUUAACGGAACCGAUGACUUCGUCCCGAUCGGUUUCAACGAUCUCUGUGAUGACGAUGAACUGCUGGGUAGUGUCCUAAAUGUAUCCAGUAGCAGUAGUUAUGUUGAGGGUUUACCCCUGCCUGACGAGAUAGUCACCGAUAAACCCGAUGAAAUCGGCGCGGAAGCCUUCACAGAUGAACACGACGUGAGCCCCGAAGAACCCUCUGUCGUUGGAGUAUUGCCAGCCUGGCCAGUGGACCGUCUCGUCGUGGAUUUUCGCCGUCCAACUGUCGACGUUGGUGAGUUGCCCUACAGAUUCUGCAUGUUCAUCCCCCCC